Molecule: messenger RNA, 3585 nt
Organism: Exophiala spinifera
Lineage: Eukaryota; Fungi; Ascomycota; Eurotiomycetes; Chaetothyriales; Herpotrichiellaceae
Exons: 1
Coding region: 1-3585 (1194 amino acids)
Biological process (GO): transcription-coupled nucleotide-excision repair
Cellular component (GO): nucleus
Molecular function (GO): ATP-dependent chromatin remodeler activity; ATP binding
Source: RefSeq, a predicted model, not a curated record
AUGGAAGAAAGCGACAAAGCCAUCGACCCUGGCAUCAUGGACGUCGACCCAACUAUAAGCGACAGCGUCGCUUCAGAAGCUGUCGCUCAUGCCGAUUCGGACGAGACACUUCGACUUCGAAACCUUGAUGCCCACGUCCAGGAUCAGGAUGAUCUUGAGCGCAACAUUGGCCGCAAAGCAGACAGACUUCUCUUCGAGCAAGCUAAUCAGCGAGAUCAACAGAGACUCGAAAAGUCUAAAGCGCAAAGAGAAAAGCUGCAAAACCAGAUCCGAAAAGUGCGUGAAGAGAUCAGUCGGCCUAUCGGCAUCACCCAACGCACAAAAUUGCGACGAGAUGUGGAUCGAAUGCAAGGUCAGAUACAAAGUCUAGACGACGACAUUGCCGACAUUGAAGGAAGAAUGCAUGACCGAGAGACACAGGCGGGCCAGGUUGACGAGCAUGAUGCUUCUUCCACUGGACGUCUGCCAAAUGAGACGCAGCGAGAUUUCUUGAUCCGAACUGGAAAGAUUACGCCUUUCUCCAAGUUCGGACUCUCGACUCAUGGCGAAUCAUCAGCCACUCUUGAAGGUGCUCUUCUGGAUGCUGAAGAAGAGACUGGCCUUGCGGAGCUAAAUCCCGAUCUUGCUGAUGGCAAGGUCAUGUCUCAUCGAAACCUCAGACAGCCUGGCUUCGCUUCAAAUUUUGUGGAUUCGACCACAGAAGACGACUCAAGCUCUGAUCAGCCACGAAAGCGAAGACGACUGGUCAGAAAUACCAAGAAGGCUGGCGAUGACGAUUCGUAUGAUGAAAGUUCUCAACACGAUGAGACUAUGACCGACUCCGUUGAUGAAGCUGAGGCUGAUUCAAUGCCUACCACCGUCGGCAAGAAGAAAAGAGUUCGACAAAAUCAACUCGCCGGGAUCGACGACGAUGUCGAGGACUUCCGCGGCAUUGACGACGGUAAUGAAGCAGUGUAUCGAUCACGGGUCAAAAAAUGGGCUCUUAGACGACGACGUGCCAGAAAACAUGUGCUAGGGGCCGAAGCAAACGAAAUAACCGAAGAUGAUGAUCCAGAUACGAUUACAAAAGAAGAAGCCCACCUCCCUCAUCCCGAGAUUCCUGACACCGUCUUCGACCAAGGCUACAAGCUUCCCGGAGAUAUUUAUCCUAGUCUCUUCGAUUAUCAGAAGACCGGAGUGCAGUGGCUAUACGAGCUGUAUACACAGCAGGUUGGAGGCAUCAUUGGUGAUGAGAUGGGGCUAGGCAAGACCAUUCAAGUCAUUUCCUUCUUGGCAGGCCUACACUACAGCAACAAAUUGACCAAGCCGGUCAUCGUUGUGUGUCCAGCCACAGUCAUGAAACAAUGGGUCAACGAGUUUCACAGAUGGUGGCCUCCUUUCCGUGUCGCCAUUUUGCACUCUUCUGGAAGUGGCAUGAUCAACGUACAGAAAGAGGCCACCAAAGAAGACCGACUACUCGACAUGGAGUGGGAUCCAAACCGAGGCCGCCAGCCAUUGACAUCCGCUCAAAAGGCAGCCCGACGCGUCCUCCACCCUAUCUUGGAAGAAGGUGGUGUUCUGGUGACGACCUACUCGGGUUUGCAAACUUACGCACCGCUUCUUAUCCCUGUUGACUGGCAAUAUGCAAUUCUAGAUGAAGGUCACAAAAUCAGAAAUCCUGAUACUGCGAUAACGAUCUAUUGUAAAGAAUUGCGUACACCGAAUCGAAUCAUUCUCUCUGGCACACCCAUGCAAAACAACCUGAUCGAAUUGUGGUCGUUGUUUGACUUCGUCUUCCCUAUGCGCCUGGGCACGCUGGUCAACUUCAGGAAUCAAUUCGAAAUACCCAUUCGACAAGGUGGUUAUGCAAAUGCUUCCAACCUACAGGUUCAAACAGCUUUCAAGUGCGCCGAGACAUUGAAAGAUGCCAUCAGCCCUUACUUGUUGCAGCGGUUCAAGGUUGAUGUUGCCUCAGAUCUUCCCAAGAAGAGUGAACAGGUCCUUUUCUGCAAGUUGACACCGUUGCAGAGACGUGCAUAUCAGCGUUUCAUCGGUUCCGGGGAGAUGGAUGCUAUUAUGAAUGGCAAACGUCAAGCCCUCUAUGGAAUUGAUAUCCUUCGAAAAAUCUGCAACCAUCCCGAUCUGGUGGAUCAUAAGCGCUUGUCCAUUCAAGCUGGCUAUAAGUAUGGCGACCCUGCAAAGUCUGGCAAGAUGCAAGUUGUUGGCUCACUCUUGGAGCUCUGGAGAGACACUGGUCACAAAACCCUUCUAUUCGCUCAACAUAGGAUCAUGCUUGAUAUCCUCGAAAAGUAUGUCAAGUCUCUGUCAGGCUUCAAGUAUCGCCGCAUGGAUGGAAACACUCCAAUUCAGUUGCGACAGAGUAUGGUCGAUGAGUUCAACACUGACCCUGACCUCCACGUCUUUCUUUUGACUACCAAGGUUGGUGGACUUGGUAUUAAUUUGACAGGAGCAGAUCGAGUUAUUAUAUAUGAUCCGGAUUGGAACCCUUCCACUGACCUGCAGGCUCGCGAGAGAGCAUGGAGACUUGGGCAGAAGCGCGAAGUGACGAUUUACCGUCUUAUGACCGCAGGCACGAUAGAAGAAAAGAUCUACCAUCGGCAAAUCUUCAAACAGUUCCUGACAAACAAGAUCCUGAAGGAUCCCAAGCAACGUCAGACCUUCCAUUUGAAUGACCUCCAUGAUCUAUUCUCUCUUGGGAAUGAGGGAGCACCCACCGAGACCAGCGAGCUCUUCAAAGAUGCUCAAGUACAAUAUGGUUCGACAUCAGACGCAAAGCAGAAGAGUGCACCUUCGACCGCAAAGGAACAAACUACUGCUGUUCCUGAUAAAGGUAUCGAAGCGUUGCCUGGUAUAUCUUCCAUGGAACAGUAUGCCGGUGAAGUGGAAGAAGAACAGAAGGCUAACAAAGAGGGAGCGAACAAUUCCGAGGCCAGAAUGAUGGAAGGUAUUUUCGCCAGAUCCGGCAUUCAUUCUGCGGUCGAACAUGAUGCGAUCAUCGAUGGUACAAAGCCUGGAAAGGUCAUGGCAGAUCCGGUACUGGUGGAGCAAGAGGCCCGAAGAGUGGCGGCGGAAGCUGCCAAAGAACUGAGGCGUGCAGGUGAAAUCGCUCGUACCAUUCCAGUCGGAACUCCAACUUGGACCGGACAAUUUGGUGUUUCAGGUCGGCCGCAAGAAACAAGUGCGCAACGAGCCUUCAGCUCGGGUCCUCGUGCCAGAGGUGCAGGCAUACAGUCUUCAAGUCUCCUUGCUGGUUUGCAACAACGGCAGGCAGGGCUGGGAUCAAGCCGUGGCACAACGCCCAGAACUUUAAGUCCAGCACGAUCGUCAGCUUCGCCAGCUUCAGUAUCUCGCUCUGGUACUCCCGCGAUACCACAAGGUAAAGAUUUUGGGAAGCUGAUUCGAGAUUAUCUUUCAAGCCAUGGUGGGAGCGUGUAUACUCAGAUGUUGAUCGAUCACUUCAAUCGGUUCUGCACGACGCCCCAAGCUACAGCUGAAUUCAAAGAGACUCUCAAGUUGAUCGCGAGACUUGAAAAAGGAAGUCGUGGUCGUGGUCGCUGGGUGUUGAAGGACGAGUACAAAAAGUAA